Chionomys nivalis (European snow vole) is the source of this 474-nucleotide messenger RNA. It is a transcript of the gene Reg4, whose product is annotated as regenerating family member 4. Lineage: Eukaryota; Metazoa; Chordata; Mammalia; Rodentia; Cricetidae. The transcript has 5 exons. Gene Ontology annotation, molecular function: mannan binding; signaling receptor activity. The record is from RefSeq and is a predicted model, not a curated record. The coding region runs from base 1 to 474 and encodes 157 amino acids.
AUGGCUCCCAAAUGUGUCUGUCUGCUCCUGCUGCUGAGCUUUGUAACUGUCCCGGAAGUCAUGAGUGCUGUCUGGAGACCCAGCUGUGCUGCUGGGUGGUUUUACUACAGUUCCCACUGCUAUGGAUACUUCCGGAAGAUGGGAAACUGGUCUCAGGCUGAGGAGGAGUGUCAGAAGUACGGAAGUAAUUCCCACCUGGCAACUGUCUCGAAUCUAAAGGAAGCCAGAAUCAUAGCAAAGUACAUACUUGGCUAUCAGAGAAACCUGCCUGUGUGGAUUGGCCUGCAUGACCCACAGAAGAAGCAGUCAUGGCAAUGGAUUGAUGGGUCUAUAGACCGGUACAUACCCUGGAAUUACAGGACAAAGAGCGAAGCCAGGCACUGUGCUUCGCUGAACCCCAAGGACAGCUUUUUAAGCUGGAACAAAAUCGGAUGCAGCGAGCGCCAACACUUCCUAUGCAAGUACAUGCCAUAG